GACCGUCCGAAUCUCACCCAAUUCUUGACAUCCCAUUGAUUGCGACAUUGACUCCCGAAGUCUUCUUCCUCUUCGUCUUCCCACUGUUCCUACGGCCAGCUUCCGAACACCCAAUACCCAGAGGAAAAAAUUGCACCUGCGACACAUGUUAAGAGAUGCCUUGGAGAGUUCUCCUCCAGUUUUUGUCUGCUCAACUCUUCAAUGUUCUUUCUUGGCCUUCUUUUACUUUGCUCUGUCCCUUGUAUGCUUCAUAUUGGGCAAUAGAGAGUGAUUCGCAGGCUAAAAGUCAGAAAUGUCUGACUUUCUGGGUUCUUUUUGCUCUUUUGGCUAUUUUGGAGAAUGCACUUGCAAAGCUUCUCCUAUGGCUUCCUUACUGGCCUUAUGUGAAGGGGACAGUGACUGUCUUGUUGGUGGUACCUUAUUUUGGUGGUGCUUCUUAUGUCUACAAGUGUUUUGUGAGAACUCAUCCAUUUAAAGUUUCAGAGAUAUUCUGUUUGAUAUGGAACAUCUUGUUCAUUCCAGUGAGAAAAAAUUUCCCAUUCAAUGGGCUGAACAACUUUGUCGAUGAGAUUGAUAAAAACAGAACUGUCAAAGGACAAGAAGAACAGCAGAAACCUGUUAUUUUCCAGGGAACUUUCAAGCCUAAUUAUGACAAUGUAGACAGUGAUCAAACGCCAAUUAUUUCAAAGAAAGUACAAAGGGAGUGGAGUUGCUCGCUUUGUCUGGUAAGCACUACCAAUGAAAAAUGCUUAAAUAAACACCUGCGAGGUAAGAAGCAUAAGGCCAAGAAAGAAGAAGUGAGAGCUGAAGAAAUGGCAUCCAACUUAACAUACAGUCCAUUUUAUAUGGCAUAUAGAAACCAAAGGAUGGUUUUGGUUGAGAACUUGGUCAAUCUGGGAAAGUUGAGUAGACUUGUAAAUCCUGUCAAAUCAAUCAGAUGGUGUAAAUGGGAAAAUCCAAAAGUUGGAUGUAUUAAAUUAAAUACUGAUGGAUCUUUAGAUCGAGAAAAUGCCCGUUUUGGCGGUUUGCUCCGUGAUUACAGAGGUGAUGCAAUAUGUGGUUUUGUGUCUAAAGCUCCUCUGGAUGAUGUUUUCUUGGUUGAACUUUCUGCUGUAUGGAGAGGUCUUGUUCUUGCCUCUGGCCUUGGGAUUAAAGCAGUGUGGGUUGAGUCCGACUCUCUGAGUGUCGUAAAGACCAUUAACGGGGAGCAAUCUCACAGAAGAAAAGCCGAAAAAUGCUUGAAGCAAAUUUGGCUACUUCUAAAGAAGUUCGACAGCUACCAAGUAUCUCAUUCAUGGAGAGAAACGAAUAAAGCUGCUGACUACCUCUCAAAAAUGGCUUUGCAGAAAAGUGAUGUAGUGUUAUGGCCUUGUGAUUUUCCCAGUGGUCUUCAAAACAUCAUCAAGGAUGAUGCUGAAGGAAGAAUAUACUGCAGACGAUAAGUUUAGCUUCGACUUGCCUUCCCAUUUCCAAGUAGAAAGGAGGAAACUCUAGAAGAAUGUAAUGAAAUCAAAGGGUGAAAAUAUAGUUUAGUUGAGGACUGGUUAUGUUAGAAGCUGAAGGAAAAGGCAAGUCAUCAAGUGAUUUCUGUCUCUGAACUAUGCUGACAUGUUAAUUGUCAAGAGAAGCCCUUUGAAAGGGCAUAUCAGUAAUGCAUUGAUAUAGGCUGGUAUAUAUAUACCAGGUGGACACGUAACGUAAAUAAUGUAAAAAUAUAUAAAAUUUUAUGUGAAUUUAUUAUGUAUUUAUAUUA
This is a messenger RNA of Manihot esculenta (cassava), 1753 nucleotides long. RefSeq lists its product as uncharacterized. NCBI's taxonomy places the organism in Eukaryota, Viridiplantae, Streptophyta, Magnoliopsida, Malpighiales, Euphorbiaceae. The record is from RefSeq and is a predicted model, not a curated record. The coding region runs from base 156 to 1442 and encodes 428 amino acids. Gene Ontology annotation, molecular function: RNA-DNA hybrid ribonuclease activity; nucleic acid binding. The transcript has 5 exons.